Brienomyrus brachyistius is the source of this 3840-nucleotide messenger RNA. Its product is annotated as immunoglobulin superfamily member 5-like. The coding region runs from base 1740 to 2771 and encodes 343 amino acids. The transcript is spliced from 10 exons. The record is from RefSeq and is a predicted model, not a curated record. Lineage: Eukaryota; Metazoa; Chordata; Actinopteri; Osteoglossiformes; Mormyridae. Gene Ontology annotation, biological process: cell-cell adhesion.
GGGAGGGAUUUGCAGCCCUUUACAUUAAAUGAAAACCUCUGAGCACCUCCUCCGUACUGCCACCAGAUGGAGCUAUAACCUUUCAUGCACGCAGACGUUCAGCUGGCGCUACAUGCCCAGUUUGUAUUUAACAAAUGAAUCGAAACAAAUAAACCGCAUGCAUAACAGUGGAGUUACUUUAUAUGGCUGGAGACUGCGGGUUCCCUCCUUUUGAGCUGGGUGGUGGUAACUCCUGACUGAAAUCAGGUAUCGGACCCCGUCUUUUUCACCGAACAUCCUACUUUUGCAGCCAUCGGGUCUCUCCCAGCAAGUCGCUCGUUUAGUGUCUAAGUGCCCAUAACGUGAUGCGUGUGUCUGUGCGGGCGGCUCAAUGGCCUCACUCCUCCGGGGUCAUGGGUUCGAAUCCCUCCUCCACGUUGUAUGUUUGUUGGUAGCGGCUAGUGGCUAAAAAGGUGGAGGUAAGGUUGUGUCUGUGUGUCUAUGGGAGUGAGUGUGUGUAUGUGUCUGGUAUAUAUAUGUCUGUGCAUAUGUGUCUGUGAACAUAUAUGUGUGUCUGUGUGAGUGUGUGUGUGUGUGAGAGAGAGAGAGUCUCUGUAUAUAUGGUUGUUUGUGUGUGUGUGUCCUGCUCUGGGAGAAGCACCAAGAAACAGCCAGGAUAUGCAGUUAAGAUGGAUGGAUGAUAUUAUAAAUUACUUCUGUUUAUAAAUGUACAAUUAGCUCCUGUGCUGUUAAUUAUUGAGUAAGUCUGAUGUGAGUAGAUUUUACAUUUAGCCUGUUAUUGUUAACAGAUCACAAAUGGUUGGAAAUCACAUCAUACUUUGUCACAAAUCGUUGUUUCCCCCCUACAAUGACAUCAGGUUUAAAUAAAGUAAGUUGGUGGACUUACACCCCAGUGAGUCAUUCCAGCACAGCGUCCCAUCAAUGUUUCAUCGCAUUUCAGCACGAGGCCGGAAUGCGUCCUCGAGGAGCAUCCAUUGUGCUCCAUUCGUGUUGCAUUGUGCGCGUGUAUUUCAGGAAACAAUGGCAUGUUCUAAACCACAGGAUGCCGUUGGACGGCCUGGUGUUCGGCCUCUGGGAGGCUGACAGGAAUGCAACACGGCCGAUAGGAUCGGUGCCCGGAAAACGUAACGUGGCCCUCUAAAUAAGCAGGCGGCCGGGGGCUCUCGGAAUGCGCGCCAAGGAACCUGCAGAGGACAAAUGGGCGUGGAGGCUGGUGUAUGGGAGGCUCCGCCCAAAAAUGACAUGGCAACGGGCUCCUCUGGCCAGCAGAUAUGGUAAUGUGAGAUAACAGUCCUGUGAAAGUGAGGCUUUCAUCCGGCCACCAGACCGGUGAGAGGAAGGAAAGGUCCGUCAAACAUUCUCACAUGAAAACAAAACUAACACGAGGCAUUUUCCGAUGCUUUCUGUGCUUGCUGAAGAAACACACGUCCCAUUGUAUCGCAGAUACAGGAAGACGGCCUGUAAAAAUAGAUUUUAUCAUGGAUGUACUUUGAGUUUCCGGGAAGUUCAGCCUUUGAAAGUAAUAUAAGGAUUCACACCCUCUGACAGGCGUCCUUUCGGAAGCAGGGAUACCCGCUCGCGUGAUAUAAUCUCACUCCAAGCACCGAAUUGGCUUCAGUCGCUCCAGAAAGGUGUUAUAACAAGCAGAAUCUGCCCGGCGCUGCUCCUACGCCUGCCGAUCGCUCAGAAGCCCAACCCCUGGCUUCGGAUGCUGACGCUGGGGUCCCCGUGACGACGAGAUGGGGCCCGCCUUCCACAUCCUUCUGAUAUUGUGCACAGCCGGAGCACUGGCCGAGGUUCAGCUGGAGCCCCAGAUGGCCACAGUCCUCAGAGGGGCCAAUGCUACCUUCAACUGCAGUGUGGACCAGCAGUGGGUGGUAAUGAGCUGGCUGCUGAAUGGCAAUGUGGUGUUGACCGUGACCAAGGACCAUGGAAUCCUGUCCAACGACCCGCGCUUCACCGCACUCAACUACAGCACCGGCACACUCUCGAUCUGGGAGAUCAAUAUCCUGGGUGUGAAGCGCACUGACACAGGACAGGUUACCUGUGACGUGCAGAACAUCCAGAAAGUAAAUGCCCAGCUGUCCAUACAAGUAAGUGGGACAGUGGACAUCCCGGACAUGAACAAGACCGCGACACAAGGAGACCUGGCCUACUUCCAGUGCAGUGCCCUAGGAUGGUACCCUGCACCCACUAUAUCCUGGACUGUAGGGGGCAGCAUAGCCGAUGCGGACAUGUACAACAUCAGUACCCUGCCGGCCGGACAGGACCUCUUCAAUUCCACGAGCACGCUGGGUAUCGUCGCCAGCAACAGCAUCAUCGUGAGGUGCCUGGCUGCAGUGCCCGCCCUGACCACUCCUCUGACGAGCAGUGCCUUCCUCACUGUCGUGGCCCGACCGCAGCAGAUAAACCUGACCGUGCUCAUCGCCGUCACCGUCACCGUGGGCGUCGUCUUGCUGCUGGUCAUCGUCAUCGUCAUCGUUGUCUGCUGCUACUGCCAAAGGAAGAAUUCCACACAUUCCAGAUACGAAGAGGAUAUGAGGAAGGCACAGGGGGGCAGGGGGCAGGGGGCAGACAACCUGGGCUACGCCACGGACAGCCACGCGGGUGCCGCCAAUGGCCGGCUCAAUGACAGCGUCAUGUCCCAGCCUGCGUCCAUCAACGGCCACCAGAUUCCAAACGCAGUCGGUGUCCAUGAUGUUGACAGUCCCGGCACCCUGUACACACAGCACAGCGGCAUGAAGAAAGCUCGGUACGCCACCAUCGUGUGACCCGGCCCACCGGCGCGAGGGCGCCCCCCACCUGGAAGAGGCAUCAGAGGGCACCCGGUACCGUCCUACUGUAGACUGGCACCACAGAUGCGGAGAAGAAUGGAGGUGAAGUGCCCUCCUGCUGUACGAGCGACAUCGGUGGGGUGAAGGAGUUCAUCAUGAACAUUCAGUGCGAUUUGGAGAAUCCCCAGGGAGAAUACUGUAACAAGUACUUUAUUUUUAUAUAUUUUUUAAAACCCUAUUUUAUUAAAAUGAAUCUCUCUAAUUGCUUUUGUUAUUUAAGAACAAAGUGUGACAUUUUUCCUGAUAAGCAUUUAAUUAUAAUGGUAUUUCACCAUUCCGCUUUGUGGUUUUUAUUUUUUAAUUUGUUUCACCUUUGUACCGUCGUAACCGCGGCGCGCUCUGCACGGGCAUGGCACACGCCGUCCGGCUGACGCCCUGCCUUGCGGAAUUGCACAGCGGCUCCGUUUCCGGUGCCCUGUCCUCCUUCUCGCCGGAGACGCUUCCGUUAGCAGAUCAGUGAAGAUGACAGCAAACCAGGAUCGUUUACAGCCACUUGAGCGCAGCAGUACGAGCGGCGAAGGAAGAACAGUCCAUCCAUGUGCCUCUAAUUGUGUGACGCUGGCUCAGGAUCAGGCCCCCACCACAGGGUGUUUACCAAGUUUGGGGGCCCCCUGCUGGCCAUGAACAGUCACUACACCACAUAUAAAACAAACAUUCUUUAGUGGAUGCUGAAACAGCAUGUUCUGCUAACUAGCUAGCUAUGAUCUGUUGAUGGUACUCGCUAGCCAUUCAUUUAUUAUUUGAGAACAUCUGGUGGAGGAGGCGUGUCCAAAGUGACUUUCUGAGCAGGGUGCCUCUGCUGCGGGCCCGCAGCAAGCCUCCAGCACACCAGGUUUUGUGUGAAGGUCCUUCUCUCUGGUUCCCGCGCCUCCAGGCCCCGGAUCUGCUGUGGUGCCCCAGGAUGCGGAGAACAUCACCCACCAAAGUGUAACCAAGGCCAGGUAACAUCUGAUCAGCUCUGUAGAGAGAGAGAGAGAGACGCCGGUCUCUUUAAAGACCCACAAUG